CCAGUUCAACUCUGGGAGCCGCUAUCGCAGAAAAUGUCCAUGUAGGAUCGAGUUACUCUACGCCCCAUCUUUAAGCCCCAGUCAGUGCGCCGUUAGCCGCAGGACAACACGGAGGAUCGCAGAGGACUGACCGCAGGGAAACUACCGCACACUCAUGUGAGCCGUGAAAAAGGGACGAAAUCACAUUCAUCUGGAAUUUUAAAACAAUGAUAGAAACAAUGGAUACACAGCGUGCCUUGCAGGCGGUGGAGCGUCUCCAGGCCAAACUGAAGGAGCGGGGGGAGGUGCCCACUGAGGAGAAGCUCAGCCUGCUCAAAUCGGUGCUCCAGAGCCCCCUCUUCCACCAGAUCCUGGCCUUGCAGAAGUCUGUUCAGCAUCUCAAAGACCAGGGGACUGUCCCGUCAACACGAGGAAGUGACCUCAGCGAUCACGGCACAGUAGUCAAACCCAAUGGUGGCCAUGUUUCCUACUCAGACAUCCAAGCUGCUACACACAUCAAUGGCAAGACUGAGGAAUUUGAGAAUAUUAUUCGUUCCAUGGCACAGGGCCGCUACGUGACCCAUGUGGAGCUGCAGAAGCCAGUGUCUGGAGGUCUUGGCUUCAGCGUGGUGGGCUUAAAAAGCGAGAACCGCGGAGAGCUCGGCAUCUUCAUCCAGGAAAUUCAGCCAGGAAGUGUUGCCCACUGUGAUGGCAAGCUCAAAGAAGCUGACCAGAUCUUGGCCAUCAAUGGCCAGCCCUUGGAUCAAACAGUGACCCACCAGCAAGCUAUAGGCAUUCUGCAGAGUGCUUCAGAGAAGGUGCAGCUCACAGUGGCAAGAGGGCCAAUACCUCAGCUUGCCAGCCCUGUGGUGUCCCGCACGCCCUCUGCUGCCAGCACACUAUCAGCCAACUCCAGCGCGUGGCAGCAUGUGGAGACUAUUGAGCUGGUCAACGAUGGCACUGGUCUUGGCUUCGGUAUUGUCGGAGGAAAGACCACUGGGGUUAUUGUCAAAACGAUACUUCCUGGAGGCAUAGCUGAUCAGGAUGGCCGACUGCGCAGCGGGGACCACAUCCUAAGAAUUGGAGACACUGACCUGUAUGGGAUGGGCAGUGAACAGGUGGCUCAGGUCCUCAGACAGUGCGGCAACAGGGUGAAGCUGGUUGUCACCAGGGGUCCUGUGGAAGAAACGCCAUCUGCUGUCAUGCCUGUGGUGCUUCCUACUGUCAAUGAACAGCAGGGCUAUGAAGAAGAAGAAGAUGCUGAGGCAUUUGAUGUGAGCCUUACCAAGAACACGCAGGGGCUGGGGAUCACUAUUGCUGGCUAUGUUGGAGAUAAAAAUUCAGAGCCCUCCGGUAUUUUCGUCAAGAGCAUAACAAAAGACAGCGCUGUGGAUCAAGAUGGCCGUAUUCAUGUUGGAGACCAGAUAAUAGCUGUCGAUGGCGUAAACAUCCAGGGAUACACCAAUCAGCAAGCCGUGGAGGUGCUCAGACACACCGGCCAGACAGUCCAUCUUAAGCUGAUCCGGCGGGGCUUCAGGCCCGAAGAAAUCCCCCCCGCUGUGGCCCCCAGUGUCGCCAUCCUGCCCUCGUCCACCACCAUCCCCACCACCACCACCGUCAUGAGGGAGCUGGAGCUGGAGAGGAAGGAAGCCGAGGAGGCAGCACAAGUCGCCGCAGAUGAAAAGCCACCCCAGACAAAGAGUGAAGGAUCUGAUGUCAGCCCAGCCACGGAUCAGCUAACAAAAGACAAACAUGAGCUGAGGUUGUCACCUUUUGAGGAGGAGGAACUGAUGAAGAAAUGGCAGGAGAUUCUGGGUCCAAGUAAUGAAGUUGUAGUGGCUCAAGUGGAGAAGUUUACUGAGAACAGCGGCCUCGGCAUCAGUUUAGAAGCCAACAGUGGGCAUCAUUACAUCCGCUCUGUGCUUCCUGAGGGACCUGUGGGCCGCUGUGGCAAACUGUUCAGUGGAGAUGAACUGCUUGAGGUGAAUGGCAUUUCCCUGAUUGGUGAAACCCAUAAAGAAGUAGUGAGAAUCUUGAAGGAGCUUCCACUCUGUGUACACAUGACAUGCUGCCGGCCUGCUCCUGAUCUUCCACCUGACAUGGAAGCUGUCCAAUCUGAAUCAGAGGCUUUAUGCACAGCAUCUAAAUUAAAGAAUCAAAUAGACCUCUGCAGUGUGCUGGUUGCCGAAGACUCAGAGGUGAACGCAGUGGCAGUGACACAGGAUACCGUGACUGAGGAGGCGAUAGGAUCUCCUUUGGCUAUGUGGGAGUUGGAGAUCCAGAAUAUCGAGCUUGAAAAGGCAGAAGGGGGAUUGGGAUUCAGCAUUUUGGAUUACCAGGACCCAUUGGACCCCACCAAGACAGUGAUAGUGAUUCGCUCUCUGGUCCCCAAUGGCGUAGCAGAGAACGAUGGCAGAUUGCUGCCAGGAGACCGACUCAUGUAUGUUAAUGCCACCAACCUGGAGAACGCGAGCCUGGAGGAUGCUGUCCAGGCCCUGAAGGGUGCCAAGCUUGGCAUAGUUCAGAUUGGAGUUGCCAAACCGUUGCCUAUUGACACCAGCGAAGCAGACCUAUCUGAUGACAAGGUGUUAGAUCAUACUUACUCUGGGAUAGAGGAUGACACUUUCCAGGCAUCCAUGAUCGCUCUUCAUGGCAGCAACUGCAGUGCCGACCUGGAUUACCUGCACUCAUCCACACCUAAGCUGACAGCUCGCCUCAACUUACUGGAUGAGCAUCCCUGCUUUGCGGACAACACUCAAGCGUUCUCUCCAGAGAAGUCAGCCUCUUACUCUCCUCCGGGCCUGAUGGGUCACAACCCAGCUUUUAAUGCCAUCGUGAGCAGUUCUGAGCAGUACCUGGCACAGCAACCGAGCAAAGAAGAUCCGGCGGAGGGCUCGAACUCGUACAGCCCGUUCGCCGAACUAUCAAGCAGAUCUAAAGUCCAGGAGGAACCUACGGAGUCACUUCACUACCAGAAGGAGCCUGUUAUCUCUUUUGGAGAUAUUGCAGAUAUAUCUAUUUUGAUGAAGGACGAGGAGGCUGGUGCGAAGGAGUCGGCAGAAGACGACGACAAAGGAGCUCUGACCUCCGGGAGCAGUUUUGAAAGGACUAUCACGGUCGUCAAGGGCAACUCCAGCCUCGGGAUGACGGUGAGCGCCAUGAAAGGUGGUUUGGGGAUGCUGAUCAGGAGUAUAAUCCACGGAGGGUCCAUUAGCCGUGACGGACGUCUGGGGGUCGGGGAUCUCAUCCUGGCCAUCAAUGGAGAGCCCACGGCCAACCUGACCAACGCCCAGGCUCGAGCCAUGCUCAGGAGACACUCUCUCAUCGGACCAGACCUGGAAUCUGCUUGUGCACCUGAGGACGAUCUGUGCCCAUUUUAUGUAAUUACAUAUGUCCCAGCUGAGUAUCUGGAGGAGUACAAGGCCAGCCUCGAGCAAGCUAAAGACGAAGUUUUCUCUGAAGCAGCUCCUGUUCCAGCUCCAGCUCCAAAAGAUGUUCCGAACCUCCCUGAGCGUGAAGAUGGAGAAGGAGAAGAAAGCGCCUCUUAUAACAACUGGAACCAACCAAGAAAGGUGGAGCUAUUCCGAGAGCCGGGUAAGUCUCUGGGGAUCAGCAUUGUCGGAGGCCGAGGGAUGGGCAGCCGGCUGAGCAACGGGGAGGUGAUGAGAGGCAUUUUUAUCAAGCACAUCCUGGAGGAUAGUCCUGCUGGACAGAACGGGACCCUGAAGACCGGAGACAGGAUUGUGGAGGUGGAUGGAGUAGACCUGAGAGAUGCCAGCCACGAGGAGGCAGUGGAGGCCAUACGAAGGGCAGGAAACCCGGUCUCCUUCUUGGUGCAAAGUAUUAUCCACAGACCAAGGCCUGAGUCAAUAUAUAGCCCAGCUCCGUCGCCUGCCAAAGAGAAACAGGGCACCACUUUCACAUGCAUGCCACAUCGCACAUGUCAGAAGCCGCCCCUGCCCUUUCUGCAGCUAAAUAGCCACCGCGGGUCGAGCCUCUGCUGCACUAAUCAAACCUACUUAGCACCUGCCCUCCCUCAGUCAUCGAUAACAGACUCUGGUGAGGACCGAGCUGCAGCCGCAACAAGGGACAGCAACAAGGACAAGGAGGGUGACAGUCACAGUAGACUUUACCUCCGACUCUCCCCAACUAACCCUUUCACUCCUACCCCGUUUAAGCUGGCGAAGCGUGAAGCGGCAAAGGCAUCUCCCACCAGCACCGUCCUCCCCCUGCCAGUGGUGCCCCAUGUGGGAGAGACCGAUACCGACACACUGACAGAGAUUCCUGGCAGACCUGCUGAGACGGUGGAGGAGAACAAGGAGGUGGAGGAGGCGGAGGAUGAGUUUGGAUACAACUGGAAGAAUGUCACCCAGCGCUAUGGCAACCUCCCAGGUGUCCUGCACAUGAUUGAGCUGGAGAAAGGCAAGACGGGCCUCGGUCUGAGCCUGGCAGGGAACAGGGAUCGCUCCCGCAUGAGUGUGUUCGUGGUGGGAAUAGAUCCCAACGGGGCGGCCGGCAGGGAUGGACGUAUGAUGGUGGGAGAUGAGCUGCUGGAGAUCAAUGGACAAGUGCUGUAUGGCCACAGUCACCAGAACGCAUCGUCCAUCAUCAAGAGCUCUCCAUCCAAAGUCAAAAUCAUUUUUGUCAGGAACACGGAGGCGCUGAACCAGAUGGCUGUGGGACCAGUGAGGGAGCACGAAGGAGACACAGUGGAGCCCCACACUGAGCCAGAAACAGCUCCUGCUAAUGGUGAUGCGGAUCCUUCAAAGUGUGUUCACCACAUCAUCAAGCUGAAGGAGGACGGAGGACUUGGCAUCACUUUUGUUGACGGCAACACGGACGCUGGAGUGGAGAUUCAGAGUAUAUCUGAAGUGAAGGGACACACUGACAAAGAGGGCUGCAUGAAACCAGGGGACAAACUCUUAGCUGUGAAUGGUGAAUCAGUGCUGGGAUACACUGUUGACCGGGUCAGUUCAUUACUGAGAAACACCAACGGUCCAGUGAAGCUAACCUUCUCUACAAAUGAGAUCCCCUCCUCCUUGUCCUCUCCGCAGUCGACCUGCCCGGACAGGAGUUGCUCAGAUGGAGUCCUUACCAGUCUACCCAGCACACCCAGCACCGCCCUGACUACCCUGAGUCAGCCAGAAGCAGAAGUAGUCGCUAGUCUUAGUCGCUCAUCCACCCCUUCCACUCUGGCCUGUGACCCGGCGACCUGUCCCAUCAUCCCUGGCUGUGAGACCACCAUCGACAUCUCCAAGGGCCGCACAGGUCUGGGCCUCAGCAUCGUGGGAGGCUGCGACACCCUGUUGGGGGCUAUCAUUAUCCAUGAAGUUUAUGAAGAAGGGGCAGCCUCCAAAGAUGGCAGACUAUGGGCAGGAGACCAAAUCCUUGAGGUGAAUGGUAUUGACUUGCGAGCGGCCACUCACGAUGAAGCCAUCAACGUGCUGCGACAGACGCCGCAGAAGGUUCAGCUGACGGUUUACAGGGACGAAACCCAGUACAAGGAGGAGGACCUGUGGGACUCCUUCACUGUGGAGCUGCACAAGAAGCCUGGCCAGGGCCUGGGCCUGAGCAUCGUAGGGAGGAGAUCACGGGACCAGAGGAAUGACACAGGAGUGUUUGUGUCUGAUAUUGUGAAAGGAGGUUUGGUGGAUACUGACGGUCGACUGAUGCAGGGCGACCAGAUACUGUCAGUCAACGGCGAGGACGUGCGGUCGGCCACUCAGGAGGCCGUGGCUGCACUGCUGAAGUGCUGCGUGGGGCCUAUCAAAAUGGAGGUGGGAAGGUUUAAAGCCGGUCCCUUCCACUCUGAAAGAAGGAUGUCUCAAAGCAGUCAGAUGAGUGAAACAGGCAGCUCCAAGGUGGCCUAUCAGUCAUGUGCAGACACUGGAAACCUUCCCGGUGACCCUGACAAACUAAGCAGAAGUCAGGAAUCACCAGAGCAUCAGGACACCAGGACUGUAGAGUUCACUAAAGGCCCCAGUGAUUCUCUGGGCAUCAGUAUAGCAGGCGGAGUGGGCAGUCCUCUGGGUGACAUACCCAUCUUUAUCGCCAUGAUGAAUCCGGUCGGCCUCGCUGCUCAGACCCAGAAGCUCAAGAUUGGGGACCGAAUUGUCAGUAUAUGCGGAACUUCAGCUGAAGGCAUGAGCCACUCGCAGGCUGUCACUCUGCUCAAGAACGCCACCGGCACAAUACAACUUCAGGUGGUAGCGGGUGGCGACACCACCGUGACGGGGCCCUCUCAGGAGCAGGCUGGUGGGGCUCUUACGCCCAGCUGCAUCUUCCAGGAUGACCUCGGCCCACCUCAAUAUAAGACCAUCAAUCUUGAAAGAGGACCAGACGGACUUGGCUUCAGUAUAGUCGGAGGAUAUGGCAGCCCACACGGAGACUUGCCAAUUUAUGUUAAAACAGUGUUUGGAAAGGGCGCAGCGGCAGAGGACGGCCGUCUGAAGCGAGGAGACCAGAUCAUGGCGGUUAACGGACAAACUCUGGAGGGCGUCACGCAUGAAGAAGCUGUCGGCAUCCUGAAAAGGACCAAAGGGACUGUCACGCUCACUGUUCUGUCAUAGACAAACACGCAUACACUACUUUUUCCACACUUGCACCAAAGGUUCAGUAGCAAGAUUCACAACUAGGUGACUGAAAUACAAAUAACUCCACAAUCAUGAAGAAGAUUAUUGCCCAAUGUAGCCCUGAACACUGUGACAAGUAGAAUUAUAUGUAACGAGAGGAGCUUGUACAUAGUCAUACAGUUAUCAAUUUUAAGUAUGUGAAUCUGUAAAUAGUGUUAGAAGCAUUCCAUGACUCUGGGUGGAAAUAUUCACUGGAUGCUAUUGCUAAAAUAAAGCACACUUCAGUAAUAUCAAAACAUUUCUAAAGAAGACAGGCGUAUUUUCAAGUUUUUUCCUUAUAUCCUGAUAGAUAGAGGUGACCUCUUGCUAAAUUCGGAGCAUUAAACUGUAUUAAAGAUACCCUUGAGGCUAUUAGGAAAUUAGCAGGAUUAAGCUAAUGGCCAUAUUAGCUGAAAACAGCAUUAUUUUGUCUUUUAUGUUGCACUGCUUUUGGCAAUUCAUCAAAUUUUGAUUUAAAGCUGAUGCUGCUGUAAAUGGUGUUAAUCAGCUUAUCAUGAAGUGUUUGAUCAGGAGAGCAUUUUAAGUGUCUACAAGUGAGAUGUAAAUGCACAGUGUGUUAACACUUCUCUGAAGGGAAGUCCUCGAAGUGUGGUUUGAGUGUGCGAGAGUGUGUGACUUAUUCACUGAAUUAUAGUGCUGCUAAAGCUGAUAUAUAAGGUAUUAUGUUACAGUAUUUGGAUUUUUUAAAAAGUAUUAAUUAAUGUCGACUUCAUGUAAGUGCACAGAGAAGUAAAAUGAUCUGCUAUUUAGGUUUGUAUGGAUGAGCGAAUUCCAACCGAUGACCUGAGCCCAUUUUGACCUUACUGUGUACCCAAAAUAAAUCAUCCAGGGUGUAGUUUGUCAAGUCGCUGGGCAUGUGUUGUGUGGUCUAGACUCAGAGAAAAAUGUCUGUUCUCUGUGUUUUCACCUUAUAUGUGUUUCUAGUAUUGUCAAAGUGACGGUACUGAAUUUAUUCACACUGAAUUAAAUAAAAGUGACCUUUGGAUUCAA
Messenger RNA from Acanthochromis polyacanthus (spiny chromis), 7601 nucleotides. RefSeq names its product multiple PDZ domain protein. NCBI's taxonomy places the organism in Eukaryota, Metazoa, Chordata, Actinopteri, Pomacentridae. Bases 207 to 6548 code for a protein of 2113 amino acids. The transcript has 50 exons. Gene Ontology annotation, molecular function: protein binding. The record is from RefSeq and is a predicted model, not a curated record.